This is a messenger RNA of Lolium rigidum, 726 nucleotides long. Its product is annotated as F-box protein SKIP19-like. Gene Ontology annotation, molecular function: protein binding. NCBI's taxonomy places the organism in Eukaryota, Viridiplantae, Streptophyta, Magnoliopsida, Poales, Poaceae. The record is from RefSeq and is a predicted model, not a curated record. The coding region runs from base 1 to 726 and encodes 241 amino acids. The transcript is spliced from 2 exons.
AUGGACGCUGCGCCGUCGCCCGUGACGGAGGAACCGCCUUCUCGGGACUGGUCGCUCCUGCCCCUCGACGCGCUCUCUUUGGUCUUCGUCAGGCUCGGGGCCUUGGAAGUCCUCAGGGGCGCUGGCCUGGUCUGCCGGUCGUGGCUCGAUGCGGCGAAGGUGCCAGACGUGUGGCGUGUCGUGGACAUGGAGAACCACAAGAUGAUGCUCACGAAGAAUUCAGAUGCCUUACAAGCGACGGCGAAGGUAGCUGUGGACCGUUCCAGUGGACAGCUUCAGUUGUUUGCCGGGAGUCAGUUUGUCACCGAGGAGCUCAUGCAGUAUAUUGUGGAAAGGUCGCCCUUGCUGAGUACCCUUCGGCUUGUAUCCUGCCGGAAGGUCUUAGGUGAACGACUUUCUGCUGUUAUAAGAGAGUCACCUCUGAGCAAGCUCAGUUCCCUUGAACUCGACUUCGUUGACCUCACAAUGGGAGAAUUAACUGUGGUUCUUGAGAACUGUCCUAUCCUUGAGGUUCUCACAGUGCGCGAUUGCUGGAAGAUGGACGAGAAAGACGAACAGGUCCUGCGAGCGAAAUUCAGCCGGAUCAAGACCCUGACGUUCGAGGAUUAUGAGGAUUUUGACUGGUACGACUACGAGUUUAUGAAGUGCUUGAGUAAUUUAUUUUGUGAUACUUAUCGUUACAUUUAUGUUUGUGAUGCUAGUAUGCUUUUAAGUAUGCUAUGCUAG